AUGUGUGAUGAUAUUACUAUUUGGACCUCACGAUGUAUUAAUGAAACGCUUGAUCUUGGUCAAAUUUACAAUUCAAAUAAUCAAGAAGAUUUUAAAUUGAUUAUAUCAGCAAAUGGCUCAUGCACACUAGACAUAUUUGAGGCAUUUAGUUCAUCUGAAAGGUUGUACAGACAAAGUUGGUGUCCACCUAUAAGAUCUUUAGAUGAAGAUUUUGAUGAAAAAAUUAUUUCAACUACAUUAUAUACAGAUCACUUCGUAUGUAUUGGAUUUUAUAAUGGCUGUAUAAGACUUUAUUCUCUAAAAAAGCAUGAUGCAAAUACUAAAGAUAUGUCACAAUCUUCAGAUUUGGACUCUAUGGAAUAUUACAACAGGAUGUUUGGCAACGAUACACAAAUAGAUGAGAAUGAAAAUAAAUCUAAAUUCUGGUUAUAUGAAUCUUCUAGUACUACUUUUAACUCUAUAUUGCUUAUAAAACAUGUAGCACAACCAUGUUGUAUACAAGCCUAUGAAGAUAUGAUAUAUGUAAUUUAUGAUGAUGGAGUGAUAUAUAAAGCUUCACUUACUGAAGAUAAUAAGAACUAUAAUGUUAUUCGCUACAACAAAACAUUUCCUGGAGUAAGCUAUUUCGUUGUAGAUCCUUUAGGUAAAUAUUUAGCUAUGUCAACCCACCAAAGAAAGCUUAUUAUAGUUUCUAUCAAUAAUGGUACUAAUAAUGAAGUAGAUUAUAUAGAUGUUAUACUUGAUAUAGAUUUAUUCAAGAAAACUAAUUAUGAAUUUGGAAAGUCUAAAUUAAAGAUUUUUAAUAUUCAUAAAUUGUCUUGGAGCCCAAAUGGCAAUUUCUUAUAUAUCCCAGGAGAUAAUGAAAUACGAGUAAUACAGAGGGAUAAAUGGGAUGUUGAAAAAGUGAAAGUUGAUUCAAUUAAUACAUCUAGUAAAAAUACUAAUACUGAUAUAUGCCUAAUUGAUACUGUAAAUUUUAACGAGGAAAUUAUAAUUAUAACUAUUGACCUAUCUGGUCAAAUUACUAUAUACAAACAUGAUAAUAAACACAUACUUUCUUAUAUUAUAUUAGAUAAAUUUACAAUGAAUAUUGAUAAUAAGAAAAUUUACCCAAUUUCUUCAUGCUUAAAUAUUCAAAAAAGUAAAAGCUAUUUAGAUCAUAGUAAUAUAAUAUUUAAUAAUGAAAAUAAAGAUAUACUUCAAGAAGGAAAACUCUAUAUCUCAAUUCUAUGUUGUGGUGGUUAUAUAUAUUGUUAUAAAUGGGAUAUUGAUUUAAAUCCUAAAAUAAAAAUAACUACAAAUCUCGAAGACAAAUAUAAUGAAGAAAUAUCACCUUACAAAGAAAAUUACCAAAGAAUUACUAAUAGUAAACACUUGGAUAGAAAGAAUAAUGAAACAUUACUAUGGGAUAAUAUAUUUGAUAAAGAUGACGAAAGUGACCAAGAUGAAAAUAUAUUAAAGGAUAAUAAAUCUUCCCAUUCUUAUACACAAGAUAUAACAAGUGAAACUGAUUUUGAUAUAGAUGAUAAUUACUCUAAUAAUGAUAUUGAAUCAAUACAUAACUCAUCUGGACUUAUUGAUGAUGUGAAAUUAUUAAAAAAAAUUAUUGAUAAAAUAAAAAUAAAUUUAGAAAAAGAAAAGAGACAACAAGAUAUAGUACAACCAGGAUCAACGAAAAUGGAUAAUAAUCCAUUAAAUAAUGGUAAAACAGAAUGUUUUUAUUGCUGGAAUCAAAAUGGAUUUAUUAUAUCAAGUAUUGAUGAAGAUGAAAAAUCAAUUCUAGAAUUAGAAUGUUAUACAACAUUAGAUGGUCCAAGAAAAAUCCGUUUAUAUGAUACUAAAGGGUAUUCAAUGGGGACAUUGGGUACUGAUGGCUAUUUAUUAGCUAGAAAAGCUAAUUUAUUAGAAAAUGGCACAUAUAUUCCAUCAAUAAUAGAAUAUCAUCUGUGGACAACUUGGGGAAGAAAUGAUAAAUCUGGUUGGAUAAAGACAAUGAUGAAUGGUGAAGAUAUAGAAUGUAUCACUUGUGGUAGUAACUUUAUUGCAGUAUUGACAUCUUUAAGAUUUUUGAGAAUUUGGAAAAAUAGUGGUCUAUCAAUAUCUACAAUCAAACUAACUGGUGCUCCUGUUAGUUGUGUAUCAAAUGAAAAUUAUCUUUUAGUUAUAACACAGAAAGAACCAUUUUAUCCUAUUAGAAAUAAUAACUAUUAUAAUAAAAUCAUAAAUGGAUUAUGUAAUAAAUAUGAAAUAUAUUACUAUGAUAUUGAUAAUGAAGAAUUAUUGUAUAAUGGAGAAAUAACUUUAACUCCAGAAACACAUGUAUUUUGGUGUGGAAUUUCUUCUAAAUAUAUCCCUGUUAUUCAAGACACUUCAGGGGCAACAUUUAUGUUGAUGAAUCAAUGGACAAAUAAAAAAGAAUGGGUACCAAUGACUAAUUUUGGUUUACUACAAACCUCUGAAUUAAGAUAUUAUAUACUUUUUGUUAGUAAAGAAGAAUAUCAUGUCAUAAAAUUGCGUGAUGGAUUGAAGUAUCCAUUACCGAUUAUGGCAAGAAAUAAUAAACAAAGAUCUGUAAUUAGCACAAUUCCAUUUUAUAUUCCAAUAUUAGGGUUACCAAAUACGAAAAAGUGGUUAGAUAUAAUAGAAAAUGAUAAAUAUUUGAAUCAUUGUGUAACCAAUAAUGAUAUACCAUGGGAAAUGCUAGAUGAACUACGGCUAAGAAGGAAAUAUAUCAAAAACAGUGAUUUAUCUUCAUCUUUAAAUAAUAAUGAUCGUAGUUAUAAAAUAGAUCAGGAAAAACUACUUAUGCGACUUUAUCUCAAAUUACUACUAAAACAACAAGUAGAAUCAGCUUUUGAUAUUGCCCAGAUGUUACAAUUCCCUAAAAGUUUGAAUAUAGCAAUGGAACAAGCUGAAAAGUAUAACGAGAGAAUUCUGGCAACAAAAAUUAACAAUAUUAUACAAAUUAAAACACCUAAUAUUACUAAAAAUGAUUAUGAUCAUAAUACUCAAUGUAUAUAUAAUACAGAAAACAAUAAUCAACAAAUCAUACCUGGAUCACGCCCAUCUAAAGAAAAAUUUAAUUAUAAAGAAUUAAAUAAAAAAAGUAAUAUAUCUGACUUACUUCAUGAAAAAAAUUAUCAAGAAGUAUCUUUUAAAAAAAUUUUAAACUCUUCAAAAAAUCAAACAAUAUAUAAUAUUAUAGAACAACCAAAUUCUAUAGAUAAGGAUCAUUUCUCAAUUAUGGAAGAUAUCAUUAAAAAAAGGAAAUUACAACUAUAA
This is a messenger RNA of Cryptosporidium muris RN66, 3282 nucleotides long. RefSeq lists its product as uncharacterized. Gene Ontology annotation, cellular component: nuclear replication fork. The coding region runs from base 1 to 3282 and encodes 1093 amino acids. Gene Ontology annotation, biological process: DNA repair; DNA-templated DNA replication; mitotic cell cycle. Lineage: Eukaryota; Apicomplexa; Conoidasida; Eucoccidiorida; Cryptosporidiidae. The transcript has a single exon. The record is from RefSeq and is a predicted model, not a curated record. Gene Ontology annotation, molecular function: protein binding; chromatin binding.